GCUUUUAUUAAAGAGCACCAACACUCUGUUGGGCGGACAGUGGGCUCUUCACAGGACAAGAUCCAAUUGAUUACUUAAAAACAGUCCCACCCAUUUUAAAGCACACACACUGUGUAUACACACUCUUAACCGCCUAUACACACAGUUCGGUACAGUAGGAGCAGCGAGCGCAUCUGUCUGACACGGUGACAGACUAUUUCUCUAUUUCUUUCUUAAGGAGGAUAUUGCUUGACUUGCAGAGGUGUAACACGUUGAAGGCCAGUUGAAAAGCCUGCGUCUGAAGGUCUUGACUAGGCAAAAACAUGGGAAACGAGAACUCCGCGGACAUUGAGCCGACCGAGAAUGGGAAUAUUUCUGGGAAGCAUGGUAAUGGAUCAGUGAACGGCCUCUCUGCAAACAUCACAUCUAAUGGAUUGAAGAUUGCUGUUAACACUGAGACCAUGGUCCAGCAAAAUGGCGAGCCCCUCUCUUUAGAACUUGCCACAGAACCAACCAGGCCUGAAAUCCCUAAAACCGUCAUUCAUAAGAAAGAGGUCAAGAAAGGUAAUGAAGACCAAACAGAUGUAAGUCUUCCUGCCACCAAUCCACAGCCGGAGGCGGCUAACCUAAAGCGAGCAUCAGAAUCCUUAACGGUGCCAGAGAGUGUGACUCUAGACCCGGGCCCCGAGAAAGAAAAAGCUCCUGAAAGUGACAACGGAGAGGACAGUAACCCAGAAGAGAAUCCAGUUAUGAACUUCUUCAAAACACUAGUGACUCCCAAAAUAACCAAAAAGGAACCAGCUACUCCCGGUGCCACCAAAGACCAGUCGAAGAUGGAGAACCAACCAGCAGUUACCACUACUGUUGCACAAGUAUCUGAGCCGCCCGCAGUACCCAAAGGAAUGUCUUACCCGCCACCACCUCCUCCAGAGCCACCGAGAAUGGAAAUCAAGGGAGAACCAGCUGCAAAACCUGUCAAACCCACCCCCAAAGAAGAACCCAAAGCUGCUGCAAAGGAAGCCGAGUCCCCCCAAAAAAAAUCUGCCAGAAAAGCUCUGAGCAAAUUCUUCAGUCCAAAGACAAUCAAAGAUGCGCCAGCACAGCCAGCAGUAGACGUCCAGGAGACACCGGUGGUGCCACAGCCAGUUGUAGAAGUCCAGAGUGAAAAUAAGGUUGAACCACAUGAGACAGCAGACGAGGUGACACAGCCAGUUGUAGAAGAGCAGACGGUGGAGGAGGUACCACCGCCAGUGGUGGGGGCUGAGAAGGUGGAUCCCUCAAAAGCCGGGACUCUGGAGGCUGCUGCAAAGCCAGAACCGCCACCGCCUGUUCAGGAAGCCAAGAAAAGUGCCUCAAAAUCCGCCUUCCUUUCUCGUUUCAAGCCUAAAGAACUGUUAGACAACAUGACCACAAAAGUCCAGGCAGCCUCCACAAGUGGAGUUCGUCUCCUCAGGAGAACAACUGGAGUGGCUGCUGGUCCCCAGAAGGCGAGCCCUGCCCCCGCUGCAGCAGCAGAGACAGUUAAAGCCAGGGAGGAACCCAAAGCAGCAGCCAAGUCAUCAGAGGCGGUCGUAGACAAAAAAACAGCUUCGGGGGCCCCCCAAGCUGGAGAUGAUGCAGCCAAUGUGCCCAGGAAACUGGAGAAGAGGAACUCAAUCCAGCUGUUCUUUAAACAUCUGGGUCAGAAGCGUAACUCGACAGAUGCCGGGGUCCAGACAGAGCCCGCCCCUGUUGCUCCAGCAGCUGAGAAGGCCAAAUGAAACCAAAGCCAACAAUAAAGUGUCCCUGUACAGACUUCCUCUCUCUUUCUUGUUCUUACUCAAUCUUUAUCUUUCACUCUGUCUCAUCUCCCUUUCAACUCUCAUUGUAUUACUUUAACUCCUUUUUUUUGGUUAUUGUUCAGAAGUUGCAUAGUGGAAGGAAAAGUGACAUGAAGGGUAAAAGAAUGUUGUGAGAAACAGUGGGGCAGGUGAACAUGUGGCGAUUUGAAAUGGUCAAAGGCGAGGUUGUUAAGAUAUAUAUACAGCACAUAUUUUUUUUUUGUCCAUUUCAAUGUCUUGACAAGUAUAGCAAUGUGAGUGUGAAACCUUUUCUACAGACAAUGUGACUUCUCUCUGUUCUUGCGAGCUAACACACAGGGCUUAGGCAACAGUCAGUACCAUGCUUUGCUUUAAGCAAUUACUUUGUAAAAUGGUUCUAUUUUUACAGUUCAUAGCAGAAAAAUCAGCUGUGGCUAUGAAGAGGUUAAUAUGAAAUCACAUUGAAAUAACAUCUAUAUGACAUUAAAAUCAAAAACACUAACAGAGCUGAUAAGGAGCAUUUUCAUAUAACAAACUGCACUUACAGAUUUUGUAACUUUAUGAAAGCUACAUGUAGACUAAAGCGCAUACGUAACUAACAGUGUUCUAUUGGGCCUUAUGGGAAAAUCACAAUCUUUACUGUUUCUGUGGGGAACUGAUUCUAAGUGUAGCAAAUCCAUCCGAGGUCGCUGUGUCAUUGUGUCCUUGUCUGUUUUGCAGUCGUCAUAAAUCCCACUUGAUUAGCUUUUAAUUUAAUUGGAGCACUUUUUGUCAUGGAAUUUAUUGGGAAUUUAUUUGUGUUUGGCAAGUGUGCAAUUAAUAUCAUGCUUAUGUUUGCCUAAAUGUACUGUAUGUACGCGUGCAUGUGUAACUUCAGCUAUCUCGAAGACAAUAAAUAUGUUCACGGUU
Molecule: messenger RNA, 2687 nt
Organism: Etheostoma cragini (Arkansas darter)
Lineage: Eukaryota; Metazoa; Chordata; Actinopteri; Perciformes; Percidae
Gene: bcas1
Product: brain enriched myelin associated protein 1
Exons: 16
Coding region: 303-1739 (478 amino acids)
Biological process (GO): myelination
Source: RefSeq, a predicted model, not a curated record